AUGAGGGAUCAGAGAGGUAGGGCACGGCGCAGACAGAGACGAGCUGAAGAGAACCUGAGACCAUAUAUUGGCAGAGUAGAGCCAGAAAAGCUUUGUAAGCUCCUGAAAUGUCACAGUCCAGUGGGAUCCUGGUGCCAAGUGGUUCAGGAAAAUGGAAUCCUCAUCCCAAAGUGUGUUUGUCCUCAGUCUUGUCCAUGGCAGAGGGCACCAGUGUGCAGUGUUCUGGGAAAGACCUAUGGGAAUGAAUGUUCUCUGCAUAAAGAAGCCUGCAGAAAGAGACGCCGCACUGGACUGGCUCACAUAGGGCCCUGUCUGGUCCCAAAGGCUAAAUGCACUGAGGAGGAGUUAGGCCAGUUUCCAUACCGUCUCCUAGACUGGUUUCUGCUCCUGAGUCGAAUGGGAGAGUCCUACGCACCUGCUGCCCCGCCCCAGAGCUGCCUCAGCCACGCUCAGAGGACCCAACUCGCACAGAAAAGGUUUGCCCUACUGGACAAGAACAAAGAUGGGAAGUUGAGCCGCAGAGACCUGAAGAAGCUGCAUUACAAGACGAUGCCUCUGGAGCACUGUGCUACACAAUUCUUUCAGUCAUGUGACCGCAACAGGAACAGGAAAGUGACCCUGCAAGAGUGGACGACCUGUCUGGUGGAUCAUUCUGAGGCCUGGUUCUACCAUUUCAUGUCAAUGCGAAUGGGAUCCCGCAAGCUGUGUCCUACAAUCAAAGAGAACUACCUUUGA
Scomber japonicus (chub mackerel) is the source of this 735-nucleotide messenger RNA. RefSeq names its product SPARC-like 2 (gene sparcl2). The record is from RefSeq and is a predicted model, not a curated record. Lineage: Eukaryota; Metazoa; Chordata; Actinopteri; Scombriformes; Scombridae. Gene Ontology annotation, biological process: anatomical structure development. The transcript is spliced from 7 exons. Gene Ontology annotation, molecular function: protein binding; collagen binding; extracellular matrix binding. Bases 1 to 735 code for a protein of 244 amino acids.